Eimeria maxima is the source of this 1479-nucleotide messenger RNA. RefSeq lists its product as hypothetical. NCBI's taxonomy places the organism in Eukaryota, Apicomplexa, Conoidasida, Eucoccidiorida, Eimeriidae. The record is from RefSeq and is a predicted model, not a curated record. The coding region runs from base 1 to 1479 and encodes 492 amino acids. The transcript has 8 exons.
AUGGCGGAGUCUUUUUCUGUUAAUUCUGUUGACUCUGGGUCUCCUUCAUUCACCCUGAACAGCGGUCCGUAUAGGAACAUCCCAGUGUGUGUAAACCUUGCCAAGGGCCUGCCCGCAGAUGCUUGGGAACAACUCCACACAAACCCCCUCUUUGGAGAAUGGACCUCUAACCUUUGCCACGACGGUAGAUUGAAGGUAGACCGCAUCACCAUUCAGCAACUGAAACCGGAGAUUUGCAUCAACGUGGAGGCGACAACCAACCAGGGCACUUCUGUGAAUGGGCCAGUGGUCCUGCGGCCGAUGCAGUCAGCAAUCCUAAUAGUGCUGCGGAAUUCUGUAACAACUUUGGAGCUGUGUGUAUUCUGCAAACGGCCGGAGUUAGGGAGUGGUCUAUGCGAGAACCUGGCCCUAGUAGAAGGCACAUUUGACCAACAGGGGAAGCUAGAGGGCCCCUGUGCCGCCCUAUUGGAAAAGCACCUAAACCUCUCUCUGCACAGAGACGACUGCGUGGAUCUCUUGACGGUUGCUCAUGGAGAAGCGAUUGGCGAUUCUGGGGUCACUUGCUGCCCCUCCUCAGCAACGUCAGAGGCUCCUCCUGCCAUCAGAUCGAGGCUUCUGUUGUACCGAAGUAUUGUUUCGCCGGAGGUGCUGCAGAAAUUGGAGCAAGAUGUUGGAAGGACCAAGAGACACGGUUAUCCCCCAGCGACCAUUGGAUCGUCGCAGGGUGGGGAGGGCUCUUUAGGCCUUAGUGUGGUGUACAUGGGCGACGCCUGGCGCGCAACGUUGGAUCCUCGUGCAGUCUUUGCUCUCUUCCUCUUAGUCGAGAUUCGUUACCACCAGUUGAAGCUUCCGAAGCCUCCGAGAGAUACAGUGCACGAUGCGAAGGGAGGAGCCUUGGUCCGUAGGGGCGAUGGCGUUGGCAAUUCCACCCUCGGAGGGCCUACCAAGAAGGCGGCGGAGUUCAGGAAGAUAUCUUCGCUCACUCCCCUCUGCACAGGAGUCAACUUGCGCGUUAAAGUUGUCGAGCCAAUCAAGCCCGCACCCGACUUUAUUCUUCCCCGGGGCCAGGCCAUCAAAAGAGGAACCAUGGUCGUGGGGGACGAUGAAGCAAUGAUAACUCUCAACUUGGAAGGCGGUCAGCUUGAUCUACCCGACGUCGUGAAUACACCCCUGUUAAUCAGAAAUGCGAAGGUCAAGAUGGAGGAAGGACACAUGAGGCUUGCAGUGGACAGAUGGGGGAAAAUUUCGGACGCCCGAGAUGACGACUUCAAGGACUUCAAUUUUUCAGUUUGCACGACGAGAGAUAUGAGUGAACAGGAGUAUGAGUUGGUGCACGUGGCGGGAGGUGAUCAGGACACAACCGAGGGCAAUGUUGGCCGUGGUGGCGGAGGCCCACCCUUCUCCGGACAGUUGGCAGGUGCAGGGAAGGCAUAUGCGGCUGCAGGGGUGCCGAGUGUUGUAUCUUUGCAGAAGCUCUAG